Python bivittatus (Burmese python) is the source of this 8539-nucleotide messenger RNA. NCBI's taxonomy places the organism in Eukaryota, Metazoa, Chordata, Lepidosauria, Squamata, Pythonidae. The record is from RefSeq and is a predicted model, not a curated record.
AUGUGUUUGCGUCACGGCUCCGAGAGACCAGCGGCCAAUGGGACCUACCCGCUCGCGGGCUCCCGAUGGGCGGCAGCAUGCGCAGGAGGAGAAAAGGGGCGGGACCCGAGGGGGGGCGGGGCCCUGGAGUCACCCAGUGUUUUGAAAUUUACAACUGAUAACAAAAAUGAUUUUCUGAUCUGUUUUUGUUUUCAGACCCUGCUACAAUAUGCUGGCAAUCAGGGUGCUUCGGAGCAAGUUUUGCCUUUUUUGGAAGUAUAUCGAGUCGCCAUUCAGAGCUUUGCCAGUGCCCGACCUUACUUGACUACAGAAUGUGAAGAAGUUCUUCUGGUACUUGGCAGGCUAGUAUUGAGCUGUUUUGAACAACUGCUGUCUGUGCCUGAAAGUGAAGAGCUGUCUGAACCAUUUUUAAGAUUGUGUCAGUCCAUACAGGACUCCCAUAAUGCUUUACUUGAGUUUGGAGACAAUAGCCUUGAAAUUCUAGCUGAUAUCUCAAAAGAAGGUGUAUGGAAGAAUCCAGUUCUUUUAAAGAUUAUUUCACAGCAGCCAGUAGAAGCAGAAGAAGUGAAUCAAUUGAUUAAACGUGAAGGGCUGACAUUUCUGCAAAUGAGAAUAAAACAUUUAAUGAAGACAAACCAUCUUCCUCAAGCUGCUUCCUUGUCCAAAUUGUGUAAAGAGUCUACAGAAAUUCCAGAUGUCUCUCCUUUUCUUCAGGCCUAUAUAACAUGCUUGUGCUCCAUGCUUCCAAAUGAAGAGUCCAUCAAAGAGAUUUCCAAAGUGGACUGCAAAGAGGUCCUAGAUAUGAUAUGCAAUUUGGAAGCUGAAGGCCAAGACAGCACUGCUUUUAUUCUUUGUACAACAUAUUUCACUCAGCAGCUUCAAACAGCAAGUGUAUACUGCUCUUGGGAACUAACUCUGUUUUGGAGCAAAUUACAAAGAAGAAUCGACCCAUCUUUAGAUUCCUUUCUGGAGCGAUGUCGGCAGUUUGGUAUCAUUGCCAGAACAUUGCAACACUUGUUCUUCCUCAUAAGAGUCAUACAAGCUGAAGCAGAAGAAGCUGGCCUUGCUGUAUCUGUCUUGCUCUGUGUGAGAGCUCUGCAGCUCAGGUCCAAUGAAAAUGAUGACAUGAAGAGUUCUGUUUGCAAAACAAUUGCAUGCCUUCUGCCAGAAGACCUUGAGGUUAGAAGGGCAUGCCAGCUCACAGAAUACUUACUGGAGCCAAGUGAAGAGGGGUACAGUUUACUAGAAGAACUAUAUCUGCAACCAGAUCAGAAAUUUGAUGAAGAAAAUGCGCCAGUUCCAAACUCACUCCGUUGUGAGCUUCUGUUAGCUUUGAAGGCCUACUGGCCCUUUGAUCCAGAAUUUUGGGACUGGAAAACUUUAAAGCGCCAUUGUCUCAAAUUGUUGGGGAAAGAAGUUUCUGAGUCAGAGGAUGACCUGAGUUGCAAUGAGAUGUCAUUCAAUGAAACUGAGCUGUUAGAUAGUCUCCCGAGUGACUGUGAAGAAAGUAGAGAAGAGAAUAAUUUUGAAAGUCAUUAUUUAAAUCAGCCCAAAGAGAGAGUAAGAGUCAAAAAGCCAAUUGGCUCCUCAGAGAGAUAUCAGAGAUGGCUUCAGUACAAGUUCUUCUGUGUCAUUUGCAAACGGGAGUGUAUAGAGGCUCGAAUACUUCACCAUUCUAAGAUGCAUAUGGAAGAUGGUAUUUUUACGUGCCCAGUAUGUACCAAAAAGUUUAAGAGGAAGGAUGUCUUUGUGACACAUGUCAUGGAGCAUGUGAAAAUGCCCCCCAGUAGAAAAUACCGUGCGGAAAAGAAGUUGCUGUUGAAGAAAGAGAGACUGUCCAAGAGCAACCUAUCCAGAAUUGCUUCUGCAGCACUUGAAGAAAAUCACCCCCUGAAAAUAAUUUCUUGUGAAAAACCCAGAAGUGACUCACAGGACUAUGUAACAUUUAGCAAGCUAGAAGGUUGUCAUCUGCAAGACAGAGACCUGUACCCGUGCCCAGGCACAGAUUGCUCCAGAGUGUUCAAGCAGUUUAAGUACUUAAGUGUUCACCUAAAAGCUGAACACCAGAACAACGAUGAAAAUGCAAUGCACUACUUGGACAUGAAGAACAGGCGUGAGAAGUGCUCCUACUGCAGGCGGCAUUUCAUGUCUGCCUUUCACCUGCAGGAGCACGAACAAGUCCACAGCGGCCCUCAGCCUUACAUGUGUGUCUCUGUGGGUUGUUAUGCUAGAUUUGGCUCAGUGAAUGAGCUGCUGCAUCAUAAGCAGCAGCAUGAUGAUCUGCGUUAUAAGUGUGAACUGAAUGGAUGUAACAUUGUGUUCAGUGACUUGGGGCAGCUGUACCAUCAUGAAGCCCAGCAUUUUCGAGAUGCUUCUUAUACAUGUAAUUUCCAUGGCUGUAAAAAGUUCUACUAUUCAAAAACUGAGUUAACGAAUCAUCUUUCAGUGCACAUUUCAAAUGGGGAAAUGAAGGAGGUGCCUGUUAAACAAGAAGGUAAUGCUUCUCGGGACAGUCUUGCCUGCCUUUCAGAUUUUGAUGGGUUUGAACACAAAGAGUCUUCUGAUCAGCACGAAAAUUGUAGUUUGCCUUCUGGAUCUACAAAGAGAGAGGGAAUACUGGAAGUGAAACAAGAGCCUCUUUCUGAUGGAGAAGUGGGUGGCAAAAAUAAUGGCAGUUUGGAAAGUAAUACUGCAUCCCUGGCCAGUGAGAAACAGAUGACCUCAGUAACUGACCCUGUGGAUCGAGGCCAGGCUGUUUCAGGGGCUGCGCUACCUCAUGAGAAGGCCUUCCUUCCUUCCAAUUUAAAAGAGCGUUACUCAAACGUGGCUGUCUAUUUUGAUGGGAAAAAGUUUACCUGUGGUUUUGAAGGCUGUGGAUCAACAUACAAAAAUUCAAAGGGCAUGCAAAAACAUCUACGAAGGGCCCAUCCGUACCAUUUCAAGCCAAGAAGGAAAGCUAAAGGUGUCAGUCAGGUCAGUGAAAGUCAGCACGCAGGCAUAGUUGGAGAGAUUAGCUCAGAGCUCCGACAUACAGACUCUCCGGACAUUGCAGAUUUUAUUGCUGUCUCUAAAAGCAAAAACUAUUUAAAGGAAGAACUGUGCCCUUCUUCCCCAGAAUCCUCAUUCUUUGUACAUUCAAAAAUGUCCAGUACUGAAGACAACAUGUUGGAACUGCUCUUGGGCUUGAAGCACUUAAGUUUAAAGAAUUCUAGUGGUCAUAAUUCUUCCAGGUUGUUGCAGUCCUAUUCAUCCAAGUGCCCCAACUCUGAAGACGAAUCUACCUCUGACCAUUUUCCCGAAGAACAGAGCGGCAAGCUCCCAACCCAAUACCUUACCCAGUUGGCUGCCAAGCCAUUUUUCUGCGAGCGUCAAGGCUGCACGUGUGAAUUUGUGACCAGAGAGGCGUUGCUGACGCAUUAUGUUAGAAAACAUAAUUAUUCAAAAGAAAUGGUGCUUCAGUUGAACAUGUUCCAACAUCGGUAUUCACCUUUUAAAUGUCAUAUUUGCCAAAGAUCCUUUACAAGAAAAACACAUCUUAGGGUCCAUUACAGAAACAAGCAUAAGCUUGGCAGUGUGACAGCCACCCAGAAACUAUUUGCAAAUGAAAGUUUUGAGGAUAUGAGCGAAUGUGCUGAGGACAUGCUGAACAGCACAGUGGAUUCAAUGACUGCUUUCUAUGCCAGUACAGAUACAGAACUUGACAACAAAGCCAAACUCACUGCGGAACAGCACCGUCAUUCCAAGAAGGAAGACUUCAGUUCUGAAACCGAUCUGGAAUCCAGCGAAGAGGCAGAAAGCUGCGUCACUGGAAAGCAAGCUAAGUUAUCAUCUCUGGACAGCCAUAGAAAAGAAUUGGAAGCAAAUGAAGGGAGGGGAAGUAAAAGAACAGUUGCCAAAGGAAACUUAUGUUACAUUUUGCAUAAAUACCACAAACCGUUCCAUUGUAUCCACAAAAAUUGCAAUUCCGCAUUUACUAAUCAGAAAGGGUUGAUUCGCCACUACAGAACUGUGCAUCGGUAUAACAAAGAGCAGCUCUGUCUUGAAAAAGACAAAGCAAGAACCAAGAGGGAACUUGCCAAAUGUAAAAAACUGUUUGUUUGUAAACACAAGGCCUGCAGCAAGCGUUUCCUUUGUUCUAAAUCGCUUGCUAAGCAUUGCAGUGAUUCCCAUACGCUCGAUCAUGAAGACGAUUCAAAAGUGCUUUCUGAAACAGUGAGGUUUCCUUGUCAUCACCCUCACUGUCCAGCUGCGUUUUAUUCUUUCCCCAAGUUAAAGCAUCACCUGACAGAAGAGCAUGAAAAAGAGGAGGACCUGAACAAAGGCACUGAAAUCCAUUGUGAUCUGAAUGGUUGUAACAGAGUUUUCACAACUUACAGCAGCUAUUCUCAACAUGUGUACUUUCGACACAGUGAUUACGAUGGUGUCUUGAGAGGAGCCAAAGAAAAGGGGAACCAUCUUAAAGAUGAAGAAGAGCAAAGGUGCUUAAAAGAUCGGUGUCUCAGGCAAGAUGGAAGUGAGAAAAAGAGGCAGAACAGUGAAAAGGUUGAAAAGAGUAGCAGCAGAAAUAAAGGAAAGCAAUUAUAUACCUUCAGAACAAAGGUAGAAGCCCUACAGAUGUGCAGAGACAAUUGCAACCAAACGCAGUAUCCUUGCAUGGUUCAGGGAUGUCCCUCCGUCGUAAAACUGGAAAGCAGCAUUGUGAGACACUAUAAGCGCACCCAUCAGAUGGCCGGUGCUUAUAUUGAGCAGCAGUAUGACGAGCUUGUUCUGUGUGUUGAAUGCGGCACAGCAGUGAAUGACCUCUGCCUGGAAGCAAGUCCUGGUUCAAACACGGAGGCCAACUCUGACUUUAAACAGGAUGUUGCGGGGCACUCUCCGUGUGAGCACAAAAAGGAGAGGCAUCUUCCUAACUCCAGUUGUGAUGGCGAUGAUAAAGGCAACAAACAUGAUCGGUAUUCUGAAGGGGACGAUUCCCAGGAAGCUGGUGUCCUUGUGUAUUCAGGCACUUUAAAACAUAUCCAUAAUCCCAAAACCAGAUGUUCAGAAGAUUGUAAUCUAGUGGGGUCAUCUCAACAGUCUAAGGGAGAGACAGGGAAUAUGCUGGGAAGUCAUGGACAAGAGAAUGCCUCUUACUGUGCGAGAUCGGAUGUGCAGUUAUCUAGGGAGAAAGAUGCUAACGACUGGCAGUCCUCGCAGCAGAUGAUAAAAAAGCUUCCCUUUCCUACUCCAAAAGAGAAAGUUCAUAAGCCAUCGAUGGCCAAGCCCUUUGAUCUAAAGUCCUUCAAGCCAAUGGGGUUUGAAUCUUCAUUUUUGAAGUUCAUUCAGGAAAGCCAGGAGCGAGAAGAAGAAGAAGAUGAUGACGAUGAUGACCUCCUUGAGAAUGAGUGGGAGCCAGCUGAACCCUAUGGAAUGGGUGGUGUGAUAGAGAAGGCUAAAGACUCCAAACGGGAUAUGUCACAGGGCAGAGGCAUGUAUGAAAAUGUCCCCCCUGCAGCCUUGUCCAAGAAGAACAGUGGCGCCAAAGCUCAUGGGCAGCUGAGAGGAAUGCAGCCCCUCUUAUCCACGGACUCUUCUUCCCUCCCUUCUCUGGAGAACCUGAGGGCCAUAUUGGACAAGGCAUUAACAGACUGUGGGGACCACGCCUUAAAACAACUUCAUUAUUUGCGGCCAGUCGUUGUUCUCGAAAGAUCUAAAUUUUCCCCCUCCCUCAUAGACUUUUUUCCAACAAAAAAAGCAGAUCACCUUUGUGUGGGAAGUUCAUAAAAUGUUGUGUUUAUUUAAAAAAGAAAGAGAGAGAAGAGACUGCCUCCACUACUGGGGAAAUGCUAAAUUUGGUUCAGUGCACAUGUUGUUGAGGUUAGAUUAGACUGUUCAGUUCCAUGAAUGUAUGACAUCUGUCUACAGUAUUGGCUAAUAUAGCUCCCCUACUAAAUUAAGAGAGAGAACUGAUAUUUUGGUGCUAAUUAACAGAAUAUCAAAGGGGGGGGGGGCUUCCUCUUGCAGAGUAAAUGUGCAUGAUUGUAUAUGGAACAAGUACUUAGGGUACCAAGGUUGGGUGGGAGAGGGUGGGGAGAUGGUGAUCUCACUUGACUUGAAUGUGCACCUCAGGGUGCUUUGUGUAACAUAUUGUACACUACAGCAUCUUAUAUUUUUUGAGUUAUGAGUUUCAAUAAAAGGAAUUUUUUCACCCAUUUUGGUUGACUACAACCAGAUGUUGACAGCAUAAGAACAUUUGAACUGAGUGUGGUGUGUAGCAAUUCUGAAUUCCUGGCACAUGACCUGAAUGUGACAGUGUGUUUAUGUCUUAAUGCUGAUUGGAGGAAACUAUUCAGGAUGGGAUAUUCUAUUGCAAAAAAAAUGGCAGGGGGAACUCUAGCAAAAUUAAACGUGAGAAAUUUUUAUAAGGUAUGUCAAGAAGGAAAGGAGCAGCUCGCUAAAGUUGUUAACCUUAUCGUGAAAAAAAUGUAAGCCGUCUCCAUUAUAGGGAGCUUUGCCCAUAAGGAAUCCUAAUAUAGGCAAAAAUAAAUGAAGAUUGUCCCUGGAAGGAAACUGCAUUUCAGAUGGAGAAAGUGAAACUGGUUAAGAAGUUUCCUGUGACAAAAUAUAUUCUGAGCAUCUCCCCCUUUCCCUUUUAAAAAAAAAAGUAAGGAUUACUUUUUUCUUUAUCCUUUUGAUUUAAGGGGGACAAAAUCCAGAAUACGUAGUUUUCUUUCCUUUAUUGAAGCUGUUAAGUAAAAUUCAGCCAUUAAAUUGCUGUUAUUGCCUGAGUAAAGGAUACAUUUCAACUGUAGACCCUAAAUAUACUUUGAUAAGUAAACCAACUUAUAUACAUUGUAUUUUCUAAGUUAAAAAGUGACUAUAUCUUCAAAGCAUCUGUAUUGUAACAUUUCGUUUCUUUGCAAACACUCCCCCCUGCCCCCGUUCCAGUUUCUUUUUUGUUGUUAAUCCCUAGAUAUGUGUGAGAUGGAACAGGAAUUGCUUUCUAGAAUCAGACCAAAGACCUUUCAAAUCCUUUGUUUGUAAACAGUUGCAAGCCAGAUACCCCUAGUUACCUAACUCUGAAGAAGAAAUAAAAAGCAAAGAUGCCAAUUAAUAUUUGCCACAACUGGUGCUGGCCAGUCAUAUCUUUUGAAGACAGAUGUUGACUCUUCAGGGAAUUCAAAGCGUUUGUUCAGAACACAGUUGACUAGUCUACUGCUUUCUAGUAGCGUUCUUAAUCCAACGUCUGUUCAGUGUAUUUGUCAAACUGCAUGGAAUUUUCAGGUCUAAUCCAUUGGUCAGGAUUUACUAGCUUUAGCAUUGCAGUACCAUUAAGUAUAUUUGGGCAAUAUUCUGCUUUAAACCAGAUAAUGUUUUACCUAAUGUUUGGACGUAAUACUUUCUGUUUCCAGAAAUGCUCCUCUGCGCUGAACGAUAAGGUCAUAAGGUUGAAAAAUAGUCACUGUAGUACAGAUUUCCAAAGUCAUCAGUCAGACCAUCUCUUUAGUGCAUUAUUUGACCACGCAUGCAUCAGUGUACUAGAUUACCUUGACCUGAACGUGAGAAGGCUUUCAGUAAAUCAGUUUUUCUUAGAGGAAGGCUCUUUUCCCAUCCGCUGCAGUUGGUUUGACGACCGACUUUUCCACUGAGAGAAUUUCUGGUGUUUAAGAGUAAGAGUAAUGUUGAAUAGGCCAAUGUUGCACACUGGGAAUUAUAAAACAAAGAAUAAUGGCCCUAAAAUUUAGGGAAUUUGAAAAGGUAUACCUAGUUGUGGCCUCAGAGGUAUAAGUGCAGAAUAACAGAAACCAACAGCUCCAUUUUUUAAAUAUUCCUUUAAAACUAGUAGAUAAAAGUGUCAUUGGUUUUUCCUGAUCUAAUAUAUUGUCAUAUCACACAAUCUUUUUUAAAUUUCUAAAUUUGUAGCUAAGUAUCUACUCAAAAUGUGUGGAUAGCAAAUAUCCCCGAUAAAGUGUAUAGUAGUUAAAUGGGGGUUUGCAAGAUCUAUUCUUCUCCAAUAGGCCUUUUGAAUGGUGAUUCAAUUCUUUUACAAGAGGCCAAGUUCUAAUACAACUUUUAAGCAAUUUUUAAUUAUUUGUUUGUAGCUGCCUUUAAAAACAUCCUUCUUGCCUUAUCUUAUAUUCCUGUCUGUAGUAACUUGCCAAAAUCAAUGCACUAUCUCCAGUUAAUCGCUUAAGAUAAAUUUCCACUACAUAAAAUGAUAUCCAUUAAAUUGUAAUAAAUUUUUAUACUGAUGUUUAGGCUUGUUGGCAUGCUUUUUGGUUCUCUCUAUAUUUUGCACCUACUUUGGAAGUACUGCAUUUAGAAAGCAGCAGAAAAUUAGCCCUGCUACUACGUCAUGUGACAUUCUAAAGCAAAUAAGUAGAAUUAAGUUGAAGCACAGGGCGAUCCAGAAUUUUUUUUAAAAAAUGGGAUUAAGCAAGUGAGGUAUCAAGGCUGUAAAAAUGUAUAUGGAAUGCAAGGUGAAUUUAUUGCUGUAGUGAUUCAUCUAGAAUAUGUUUUUGUAUUGGAGAGUUAACUGUUAUGUAGAUUGGAUUUGAAU